Molecule: messenger RNA, 2547 nt
Organism: Habropoda laboriosa
Lineage: Eukaryota; Metazoa; Arthropoda; Insecta; Hymenoptera; Apidae
Product: homeotic protein proboscipedia
Exons: 3
Coding region: 1-2547 (848 amino acids)
Biological process (GO): regulation of DNA-templated transcription
Molecular function (GO): DNA-binding transcription factor activity, RNA polymerase II-specific; DNA binding
Source: RefSeq, a predicted model, not a curated record
AUGCGAGGGAAACAACAGCCGCUGACGAAUCACGAAGAGGAGCUAUUCGAGCAACCGUCGCAGAUCAUCGGAGCGGAAAAACAGCUUCAGUUGUUGGUCCACGCGGGCAAGGAAGCCGCGAGCGUGAAGACGAGGCCGACGUCACCCGUCCUGGCGAACGACGGAGGGGGUGGCUUCUGGCUGGCCACGGUGGCCGCGGGGGCAGGUGCCCCGGCCGGGCUGCCCCCGCACGGGACCCAUCAUCCAGCCAUGGAUCCGACAUGCGGCUCCGCGGAGACAGGCUUCAUCAACAGUCAGCCGUCUAUGGCCGAGUUCAUGACCGCGUUGCCGCAAUUAACCGGCGACACGAGUCUCCAACAUUCUCCUGGAACAGGAGGAUCCAUCAGCCCUGGAUCGCACCAUCCUGGCUACCACACGAUGAUGGACCCUCACGGGGUACAGGAUCCCUCCGUAAACGUGCCCGAGUACCCGUGGAUGAAGGAGAAGAAGACCACGAGGAAGAGUAAUCAGCAAGAGAACGGCCUACCGAGGAGACUGAGAACAGCCUACACGAACACUCAGCUCUUGGAGCUGGAGAAGGAGUUCCACUUCAACAAGUACCUGUGCAGACCGAGAAGAAUCGAGAUCGCCGCGUCCCUGGACCUGACGGAAAGGCAGGUGAAAGUCUGGUUUCAAAAUCGACGAAUGAAGCACAAGAGGCAAACGCUGAGCAAAGAGGACGGCGACGAGAAGGACGGAUCGACGUCCGACGGUAUGGAGAAGUCGAAAGGUGAGAAGAUGCUAACGCUGGACAGCGACGAGAAGAAGAGCUGCCACAACUGUGAUAUCUCUGGCGUGAGCGACGUGGGCAGCACUCUAUCCGGCGACGUGACAGAGCUCACAUCCUCCGGUCGUCGAAGCAGCAACAACAACAACACGCCUACAGCAACGAACAACAACAACAACAACAACAACAGCAAUCCGGCGUUCAACGCGAACAGCAACGGAGCUAGCAGCGUCGGUAGCACCAACAGCGUGUCCAGUUCGUUCGAGAAGAUGAUAGCGGACGACGACUCCAGGUCUCAAGACGGCAGCGAGGUGACGUCGCCUAGCGUCGCCAAGAAACUGUCCAGCGACGUUAGGGUGAAAGUGGAGAGCGGUCACAAGAGUCCUAAUCCGGGCAAACAGCAGAUUUCCGUCAGCAAGAAGUCUCCGUCGGCUAACAGCAAGGAGCUCUGCUCGGUGAACAGCAACGGAGUGCUACUGGCUAUGCCUGAUUCUACAGUUAGCACACCUGUACUGCCCGGUCAAAAUUCCACGAGAAGCCUGACGCCGUCUUCGACGCCAGGCACUCCUGUCUCUGUUCAAUUGCAACAAGGAAGUCCUCUGGGUAUUCAGGCUACUCACGCAGCCUAUAUGCAGAGACCAAGAAGCUCGCCGUCGUCUACCAGCUCCGUAGCUGCUCCCAUGAUGCACGGAUCUACCAAUGCUGGAACCAUGUCUCCACAUGCCGGAAGAAAUCUGAGUAACAACCAACAGACGCAUUUCCAGCAACAGCAAAACGUCUACCAGCCGACGUCAGCUAUAGACUACAGGAAUGGCGUGCCUAACAGACAGGCUGUACCAACAGGAACCCAGCAAACUCAGUCUCAGAACAACUACUGCACCAGGGACAGCUAUCAGCAGCCUAGAAUCUCGUAUCCAGGCGAAGUUCAUCCUCUCUACGCCAGGCAGAAUCAAGUGCUAGGCUCGAGAGUAGGUCACCACGUUCGCGCGACGACAGGUGCCGCUUCUAGGACGAUGUACAACGCCAGUAUGCAGUUCCAUCAGCAACAGAACCAGUACACCAACACCGGCGGAGAGUACAACGGCUAUCCACAAGCUGGCCCGCCUUAUCACGCUUCCUAUCACCGAUCCAUGCAAGGCAGCAACGCUUACACCAGCGGCCAGGGUUACUCCGCUCAGCACGAGCAACCAGCCGAGAGUUACAUGGCGCCAGGCAACUACGGCUACCCUAACAGCGGGAACUACCACGCAACCACCGAGAAUCUAGCUUCCCAUGGUCACGCCGCUGUCUCCGUGCAAACCGGCCAGCACUACUACAACGACAUCCAACAGCAGCAGCAACAUCAACAGCAACACACAGCAGAGGGCUACGUGACGCAUCAGCCGCCUAUGCAUCCAAGUUCCAGCGAUUACAGAGCCGGUACCAAGUGUCAUCCGAACGCCUACUACGAGCAAACCAGUCAGAUACACGUCCAUCAAGGCGGAGAAGCGUCGAACAUUCCAAACAGCUACGUCUCGUCGCCGGAUCCGUUCCCAGCCCCGGGAAUGACCACCACAGCGACAGCAAUCGCUGCUGCCACAGCAGCGGUGAUCACUCCGCCGGGAAGCGCGGCUCAGGCUGAAGGCAACGCGGACACCUACAACUACGGCAAUUUUUACGCGGAACCUGUUCACACAGCAGCUCCUCCGCCAUCGGCGGACAACAGCAACAGCUCGUCCGAUUUCAACUUCCUGACGAACCUGGCGAACGACUUCGCACCGGAGUACUAUCAGCUCAGCUGA